Messenger RNA from Mytilinidion resinicola, 1147 nucleotides. RefSeq lists its product as uncharacterized. Bases 224 to 886 code for a protein of 220 amino acids. The transcript has a single exon. The record is from RefSeq and is a predicted model, not a curated record. Lineage: Eukaryota; Fungi; Ascomycota; Dothideomycetes; Mytilinidiales; Mytilinidiaceae.
UACGCAUCUCGUACGUUCCCCAAACUUCCACAAAAGAGACCUUUUAGCGUUUCUUGGAUGAUUACGAACCCUUUACUGUUAGGGUCAAGCAGACGGCUUCGCUUUCAUACCAAUCAGGAUUUUAGUGUCAUAUGAUCCCGAAUCCUCUUCCGUGUAUCAACUGAAUAGAAGAGGGAAAAAGUUUGAUGUGUGAUAGAUAAGCCUUUGAAUAUCGCCAUCAAAUAUGGGUGUUGAGAUUAGCGCCACAAAGACGAUUAACGGUUUCCGGACGCGAUUUCAACUUUCACACAGCCCAGCCUCCUUUAAUGCAAACCAUUGUCGUCCAAUCGCCCAGUCCAAAACUGAUCAGGAUCGCUACGUUUUAGGUCGAGGAUGCCGCAAAAAUCCACGGACAUUGUAUACGAGAUCUCAAUCGAGAAGCGUGAGGCUCAACGGCCGUCUCCAUAUUCAAGGCAUAGUGCGCCAUGAGCCUAGCCAGCGGGUCCGCCUCCGGCAACGACAGGGCCAAGAGGAUGUGGACCCAAGAAGAGGACCUGCGUUCCUUUUCAUACCGCAGCAAGAAGGCAUUUAUGACGUCCCGCUGGAGUCGCACGACUUAGAACUUACUCCCAAAAACAUAAAGCGCCAAGAGCUCAUUCUCACGCGCUUCCUUCGCGGCCUCGUCGCUGUUAGUCGUAGCCCUGUUGUGUACAACGGGGACGGCUCGCCGGUGUUUAGCCAGGUUGCGAACGCGAUGAAGCGGUGCGGCGCGGGGAAUCUUAGUACUACGGGGGCUGGAUGGUUCGUCUCUUUUCUUUCCUGGGUAGCAGUGUUGAAGGUCUGCGCCAAGUGUGGCGAGCAUUUCUCAAGGCUUGAACUGGAAACGUCGAAGGCGAUGAGGAAGUAGUCGGGCCCUACGUUGCAGCGGACCUUGGUGGGAUCAGUUGGAGGGGUUGCGGGGAUGAGGUGGAGUGCCAUGGUUGUUGCUAGGUAUCUGAUAGCGAAGAAAGAGGGUGGUUCGGUGGUGAUGAUAUAAAUAAGUACGGAACGGUAGCAAACGUAGAAAAAUAUACCAAAAGGAAGUUGCUAGACAGAAAUCCAAAGGUGUAGAAAUGAUUGCUCAAAAAAGGGGAGAAACAAGGAAACAGUACCUAGACCGGAAUUGAAG